AGCGGAAGUGGCAGCAGUAGUGGAAGCAGCAAGCGAGAGUGGCCGGAGCAACAACAGUGGCAGCAGCAGUGGCAGUGGUAGCGGAAGUGGCAGCGGUAGCACCCCCCUCGGCUCCCCCCCGCACGUGCAGAUGGCUUCCCACGAGUCACUCAACUCAGAGUCCAAGUCCAGCUCUCUCAACUCCAAACUUGGACAUGAGUCUGCAGGGUCUCCCUCGGCUGGGUCUCCCUCCCCCCCAAAGAGCGUCUGCUCCUCCAGCUCCACUUCCACUGACCAACACCACCACCACCAACUUGCGCAUGUCCUCAACGCUACCUCAAAAUUGACGGUCCGGGAAGGAACCAGAACCCUGCGCCCUGAUGAGCCCACACUAGUCCCUGGGGAGCAUAUGGAGGGCACAGCCCGUGAGGUCACCUACCUCUGCCCCUACACAGGCCCCAAGAAGGGCACUCUCUCGGUCACAAAUUACCGCCUCUACUUCCGCAGCCCUGAGACUGACCCCCCAUUUGAGCUGGAGGUGCCCCUGGGAGUGGUUUCUAGAAUUGAGAAAGUGGGAGGAGCCAACACUAGUCGAGGUGAAAAUUCUUAUGGCAUUGAAAUAUUCUGUAAGGAUAUAAGAAAUCUCCGAUUUGCACAUAAACAGACUGAUCCACUGUACUCUUCGCAACUUAACAGAGAAUUGAAUAUGACAGUAUUCAGAAGAUUCAGGAUCCUCCAAAAUUUUGGCGUUUUUGGAUCUGGUCCGAUAUACCAGGAGAAUCACUCACGCCGCAUGGUGACAGAGAAGCUACUGCAGUAUGCAUUUCCUGCUUCUCACAAACUGCCAUUCUUUGCUUUUGAGUAUUGUGAGCAGUAUCCAGAAAAUGGCUGGACUGUUUAUGAGCCUAUUGCUGAGUUAAAGAGACAGGGUCUGCCCAAUGAGUCUUGGCGCAUCACGAGAAUAAAUGAGGACUAUGAGCUCUGUGAGACAUACCCUGCUGUGUGGGCAGUGCCAGCAGCUGCCUCAGACACAGACCUGCGCAAUGUGGCAGCUUUCAGAAGCAGAGGAAGAAUCCCGGUCCUGAGUUGGAUUCAUCCUGAGAGCCAGGCCACCAUCACCAGGUGUGCUCAGCCCCUGGUGGGUGUGAGUGGGAAGCGCAGCCGUGAUGACGAAGCUUACAUUCAACACAUUAUGGAUGCCAAUGCUCAAAGUCACAAGAUCUUUAUCAUGGAUGCAAGACCAAGUGUAAAUGCUGUUGCCAAUAAGGCCCGAGGUGGAGGCUACGAGAGUGAGGAUGCCUACCAGAAUGCUGAAGUCCAGUUCCUUGACAUUCACAAUAUCCACGUCAUGAGAGAAUCCCUCCGCAAGCUGCAGGAGGUGUGCUACCCACACAUCGACAAUGCCCACUGGCUAAGUAAUCUUGAGGCAACACACUGGCUGGACCACAUCAGGUGUGUUUUGAGUGGAGCCCUUAGGAUUGCAGACAAGGUCGAAAGCCACAAGACCAGUGUUGUUGUCCACUGUUCUGAUGGAUGGGAUCGUACAGCUCAGUUGACAGCUUUGGCCAUGUUGAUGUUAGAUGGAUACUACCGCACCAUUCCAGGCUUUGCUGUCCUUAUUGAGAAAGAGUGGCUCAGUUUCGGCCACAAGUUUGCCCAGCGCAUUGGGCAUGGAGAUGACCGGCAUCAGGAUGAGGAUCGGUCACCAGUCUUUCUGCAGUUUGUGGACUGUGUAUGUCAGGUGAUGAAGCAGUUCCCACAUGCAUUCCAAUUCACAGAGGAUUUGCUCAUCACUGUCUUGGAUCACUUAUAUUCCUGUCUAUUUGGGACUUUCCUUUAUAACAGUGAGAGAGAGCGAAUGGAAAAGGAAGUCAAGACCAAAACAGUGUCACUAUGGUCACUCAUCCUCAGCAAUCCUUCAGACUUCGAGAACCCCCUGUACAACCCCGCCACCCGCCACCAUGUUCUCUUUCCCCUCACUUCAAUGCGUCACUUGUGCCUUUGGGAUAAGUACUACUGCCGCUGGAACCCUUCCAUGCGCCCACAGGAACCAGUUCAUAUCCGCUUCAAAGAGCUGCUCCAUGUCAAGGGCCAGUUGGAGAGAAGAGUUGAUGAGCUUCGAAGGGAACUGGCAGCAAGGCAGACGCAUGAUUCUCCACGUGUGACUUCUGCCAUUGUUUAAUAUCCAAGGAGGCUAAUCAGAGUCUAGAUAGUUUUUUUUUUUGUGUGUGUGUGUGUGUGUGUGUGUGUACAUGAGGCAAAGUGGUUAUGUGAUUUGCUUUUUCAUUUUUUCCCCAUUUUGAGAGGAAUGACGGAGGGGAAAGACUGACCUAACCAUUGAGGGUUGUCAAACAAGUGAGAAUUGUAGCAUUGGAUUUCUUUUUACAUGAAUUAGUCCCACCUUGUACAAAAAAGGGUGAUGUUAAAUAUUAAUUAUAAAAAGAAAUGACCAAUACUUCAGUUCUUGGGGAUAAUUUUUCAUAAUGUUACCCAACUUGGGAUCAUUUAAAAUUCUGUUAUGGUAAUGGACUUUUUUUACACACACACACA
Molecule: messenger RNA, 2529 nt
Organism: Penaeus monodon (black tiger shrimp)
Lineage: Eukaryota; Metazoa; Arthropoda; Malacostraca; Decapoda; Penaeidae
Gene: mtm
Product: myotubularin-related protein 2-like
Exons: 14
Coding region: 131-2161 (676 amino acids)
Biological process (GO): dephosphorylation
Molecular function (GO): phosphatidylinositol-3,5-bisphosphate 3-phosphatase activity
Source: RefSeq, a predicted model, not a curated record